Molecule: messenger RNA, 1450 nt
Organism: Salpingoeca rosetta
Lineage: Eukaryota; Choanoflagellata; Craspedida; Salpingoecidae
Product: 2-amino-3-carboxymuconate-6-semialdehyde decarboxylase
Exons: 13
Coding region: 126-1211 (361 amino acids)
Biological process (GO): secondary metabolic process
Cellular component (GO): cytoplasm; cytosol
Molecular function (GO): hydrolase activity; carboxy-lyase activity
Source: RefSeq, a predicted model, not a curated record
UUGCCUUUGAGCUGACGCCCAAAGUCAAUUUUGCUGUUGCCUCAUCCUUCCACCGCGCCACACAAGGACAAACACCACGCACAACACCACGCACAACAGCAACAACAGCAACAACAACUAUCAGGAUGAGCACCAUGGAUGCCAAGCGAGCUGCGGAUGCAUCGUCCAACGGGGAUGCCAAGAAGGCCAAGCGGCGCCUCAAGAUUGACUUUCACACCCACAUCCUCCCAGCAGACAUCCCCAAGUUCAAGGAGGAGUUUGGCUAUGGCGGCUUCAUUACCCUUAAACACACGGGGGAGGGCAAGGCCGACAUGAUGCGUGAUGAUGGCCACUUCUUCCGCGCCAUCGAGGACAACUGCUGGUCCCCAGAGGCCCGCAUCAAGGAGAUGGACAAGCUUGGCGUUGAUGUGCAAGUUCUCAGCACCGUGCCCGUCAUGUUCUCGUACUGGGCCAAGGCGAAGGACGCGCUGCGCGUGUCCAAGUUCCUGAACGACGACCUUGCCGCCACGUGCGCCAAGUAUCCAAAGCGGUUCCUCGGUAUUGGCACGGUGCCCAUGCAGGACCCGACCAUGGCUGCGCAGGAGCUCCGCCGCUGCAUGACCGACCUCAACCUCGCAGGCAUCCAGAUUGGGUCGCACGUGAACGACUGGAACCUUGAUGCGGAUGAGCUUGAGCCGUUUUGGGCGGCGGCGGAGGAGUUGGAGGCGCCCAUAUUGGUGCAUCCCUGGGACAUGCAGCUGGACGGCCGCUACAAAGACUACUGGGCACCCUGGCUCGUCGGGAUGCCUGCCGAGACGACGCUUGCCAUCCUGACCAUCCUCAUGGGUGGUGUUCUCGACCGCCACCCAAAGCUCCGCCUCUGCUUCGCACACGGAGGUGGAAGCUUUGCGUUCACGCUCGGCCGAAUUGAGCACGGGUACAACGCGCGCCCGGAUCUGUGUGCUGUCAAGUGCAAGAAGAGCCCAAAGUCGUUUGUCGGCAAAUUCUGGAUGGACACGGCUGUGCACGACAACGAUGCACUGGCAUAUCUCGUGCAAGUCGUCGGCGAGGACAAGGUGAUUCUGGGGAGCGACUACCCGUUCCCGCUCGGGGAGCAGCAAGUUGGCGAGUGCGUCGAGACCAACACCAAGUUCAACGAGGAGCAAAAGACAAAGAUGCUUGCAAGCAACUGUCUUGACUUUCUCAAGCUGAAGGCUGAGGACUUUAUGUGAUGCCUGUUGGCGUUUACUCAACACCACCCACCGUCGACCAACGACAGCCUAUCGCCAAACGCGCCCCAUUCACUCCGCUUGUCCUAAUCAACAACCAACCAUCAAGAACAACAACAGCAGCAGCAGCAGCAGCAGCAGCAGCAACACGCAUGUGUGUCAGUGCAACAUAUGUGUGUUUGUGUGUGCGUGUAUUGCAUGCUUCAUUAAACACGGCCCUUUGAAACAAGGCAACAAAGGAC